Molecule: messenger RNA, 1089 nt
Organism: Coniophora puteana RWD-64-598 SS2
Lineage: Eukaryota; Fungi; Basidiomycota; Agaricomycetes; Boletales; Coniophoraceae
Exons: 2
Coding region: 420-914 (164 amino acids)
Source: RefSeq, a predicted model, not a curated record
GGCAAGAGGAGGGUGCCCGAAGGGCAAUCGCGUGAAGAUUCAACUAGCUACGACAUGAUAUAUAUACUACGAAAACUCGGAUAUAAUAAGAUAAUGUACGACACGUCAUGAUGCGAGCGAUAACGAACACAGAAUUCCAACACACCCCCUUGUUCGAUACAAGCGAGCAAAUGUAACGUAACAAAAUCGGGCGACGACGCGAAGUAAAAAAUGAGCAGACGACGACGAAGGUAACACGAUGCAAGGCAAAACAAACGAGCAACGAUGACGAGGGGGUAAAACAGCACAAAACGAGCGAAAACCGACGAAAUGAAACAUACAAUGCACCCCCUCAAACUCGAGAGGGUUCCCAAUCCUACGAAAUCCAACAACAAACGACUUGAAGACCCAAUCUCCGCUUUUGAGGGCGCAGGGUGCGAAUGAGAGGCGAAUGGCGAGGGAGGAGACGACAGCGGCACAAUGGCACGCGGCGGCGGGGAAACAACGACGGGCGACGGCAACUUCACGGGGCGGCGACGGCUAGUUUUCGGCGACUAGGGGCGCGGUUCGACGACGGCGGCGGCGGCGGCGGGUUCAACGGCGGGCGGUUUUCGGCGACCGGGGGCGCAGGCAUCGGCGGCGGGGCUAUGACGGCGUGCGGGGACAGCAGCGAUGUCGGCGGGUUCUACGACGGCACGCGAGAGCGGCGGCAGCGUCGGCGAGUGGCAGCGCGGCGGCAGGGGCAAGCGGCGGCGUGCGAGGAGCAGCGGCGGCAGGCGCGGCACACAGCGGGAAGUGGCCUCAACGGAGGACUUACGCAAAGGUCCAGCGGCGACGGCGGCGCACGAGAGACGGUGCGGCGGCCGGGCGUGCGCUCUUGCAAGCAGCAAGGGGGAAGCGGCGAACGACGAGGGGAGGUGAUGGCGGCGCAAUAAGGCGAUCCGGCGCGCGAUAAGGCCUCGACGGCGUGGGACUGUGGCGGCGCGAGUCCCGGCGACUUCAGCGGUGGUGAAGGGUGGCUAACCCUGACGCGAUUGUGUAGAAAAUCGAGGUCGCACGGGCUCGCGACGACGCACAGCGCGUUUGUCCCGGGCAAGAGGAGGGUGCCCG